ACAGUACCACCAAAGUUAUAUCCCUUCUCGCCAGCUAUAUUGUGCAUUCUCGCGCUUUCAUCAAUGCUUGGCACACUUGCAAGGCUAGGUCUCGACGCCUUGACUUCCUACGAAGGACAAAGCGUCUUCCCACUGGCUUGGGUGCAAGCCACCGGCUGCCUGGUCAUGGGAUUCGCAGUUGGUCUUCGCGAACCGAUAACCCAAUUUUCCCCAUCGUUGUACACUGCUAUCACAACUGGUUUUUGCGGGUCAUUGACAACGUUCUCAUCUUGGAACUUAGAUAUGUUCUUGGCCUUCUCGAAUGCUUCUGGGGCUCGACGAAUCUGGCUUUAUGAUGCUGUCGACGGAUUAUCCCAUCUCUUCGUUACCUUUUCGGUAUCACUUUCCUCCCUUGCACUUGGUCUCCAUCUCGCGAAAUUGGUUCUUCCUUUCCUCCCUGUCAAGAUCACGCCCCUUAGCCCAUUGAUCCAAUACAUUAUAUCCGCUCUAUCAAUAGUGUCCUACAUCUUAACGAUCCCACUCUACUUUAUCUUAUCACACGCCUUCCGACCUCAAGCGACUUCUGCCUUGCUCUUUGCUUUUCCAGGAACCCUCACCCGGUAUAUCCUUUCGGUAACACUUAAUCCCCGGAUACCCUCAUUCCCGCUAGGAACGUUUGCCGCAAACAUAUUCGCCACGGCUCUCAUUGGCGCCUUUCAUACUCUUCAACAUCGUGACAAUCCCUUAAUCUCGCAUGUCUCCUGCGAAAUCCUGAAGGGUUUGAGUGACGGUUACUGCGGGUGCUUGAGCACCGUGAGCACCUUUGCAGUUGAGGUGAGAGCGUUAAAGAGGAAGGCCUGGGUGUAUGCAGCAGCUAGUCUCAUAGUUGCGCAAAUAUCCCUUGUUCUUAUCGCAGGCGUUCCCCGGUGGAGCGGUGUCACCAAGGAAAGCAGCAUGUGCUCGUACGAGUAGUCUCCUCCGUCUCAUCUUGCAUGUAAAUCCAUGUCAAUCCAAGGAGAACGUUCGGGCUAUUUCAGGCUAAGAUCAAUGCGACGGGUGUGUCCGCUUUUGAUUCUCGAGCUCCUAGUCGGAAUUGCACACCUGAGGAAUCUGAAUCUCG
This is a messenger RNA of Cantharellus anzutake, 1099 nucleotides long. Its product is annotated as CrcB-like protein-domain-containing protein. Gene Ontology annotation, molecular function: fluoride transmembrane transporter activity. Bases 64 to 951 code for a protein of 295 amino acids. Gene Ontology annotation, cellular component: membrane. Lineage: Eukaryota; Fungi; Basidiomycota; Agaricomycetes; Cantharellales; Hydnaceae. Gene Ontology annotation, biological process: fluoride transmembrane transport. The record is from RefSeq and is a predicted model, not a curated record. The transcript has 4 exons.